Molecule: messenger RNA, 1864 nt
Organism: Volvox carteri f. nagariensis
Lineage: Eukaryota; Viridiplantae; Chlorophyta; Chlorophyceae; Chlamydomonadales; Volvocaceae
Exons: 5
Coding region: 251-1522 (423 amino acids)
Source: RefSeq, a predicted model, not a curated record
CUUGUGAUUUGCCUGUGCAUCCUUUCCAUUUGAGCUAUCGAGAUAGGCUGCAGGGCUUGACAGUAGUAACAAAUAAACAGGAGAAGAGCUCCUACCCGUUAACCUGAUACACUUGAGUUACCGUUUAUCCUUUUGCACAUCAAAAGUUUAUUAGUCUAAACCAAAACAGCUGAGCCACCUCUCCAUGGACGUACCAUGGCGCGUCCAAACCGCCACGAAAGUGCGGUAGCCUCUAACUUUCAAAAGCGCGAUGCUGCCCCCUCUGCACCUGCACUCCGGCACCUCACAGAAGCCCACACAGCCUCCCACGCAGCCCUGGCCAGCCUCCACCUCAGGAAGCGGCAAACCAGCUGCGGGUUCGGCGCCUGGCUUCGGUCCCCUAGGCGCUUCACGUGCUGCCGGUGGUUCCGGAGCUGCAGACGCUGGCACUGGCGGUGGCGUCGGCGUCAGCAACAAUAUCACCGCCGCCAACGGCGGCCGCGCCCUCCCUGGAUCAUCCCAGGCCGCGUCACAGCCUCGCCGCGGCGGUAGCGCAGGCAGCAACCAUGGUAGCGGCACGCCGCCAGAUUUGAAGCCUUCGGGCACGCAACAGCUAAUGCCGUUCCCUCCGCCGUACCAGCAGCAACAGUCACAAAGCCUCCCACAAAACGCCUUGUCACCAUCCUCACUAUCGAUACCACAACCACCACUCUCCGAACUGGAGCAAUAUCACCAGCUCCUGCUGCAACAACAACCCAUCAACGGCUACCAGGACCCUGAAGAAGCCGAUCAAGAAGGAGCAGAAGGGGAAGACGCAGCAGGACAGCUAGACGAUGAAGCUGCACAACUCGCCUUGGAGCACCAGCAGGCGCAAGAACAGCUACAACAACUACAGCAACUUCAAAAUCCGCUCCUGCACAGUAACAACCCCUAUCUGCAGAUCCUGGCCCAGGCUGGUGUCGGAAUUGGCGGCGGCGGUCCUGGCAACCUGGCAGCUGCCGCACAAGCCGCUCACAAGGUUCAGCAGGCCGCGCUGCGUAAGCGCGUUCAGAGGGACAUAAAACGCAUGCUGGCACGAAACCGGGCCUACCAGCAGCAAGUCAAGGGGCCACCGGCCAUAUCGGCGGAAGCCCUUGCGCAGCUGGCGCAGCCCAAGCAGCGACCGGGCUCACGGCCAGAUCCGCAGGUGGUUGCGAAUCUGCCGGAUCCGGUGGAGUGGGCUCGCUGGAAAACGGACCAGCUGGUGAUCAGUCGGAUGGCGGAGGAGCGGAGGCAGGCGGAAUGGGCGGAGGAGAAGAAGAAGAGCGAGGAACAAUUGGCGGCAUUUCGGCAGCAGAAGAUGGAGGCGAAGCACGCCCAGGCGGAGGCGAAGGCACGUCAGACUGCUGCAGAAGCUGCCUACCGCGCCAACAUGUCGGCCUACCUGAAUCACAAGGGCGCACUGGACUUGGAGGACUUUGUGAAGCGCAAGGAGGAGCAGCGGGAGCGGCUGUCGCUGAUGCGCAGUAGACAAGUCAAGACGCUGUCCGGGCACCACUACUGACUGUGACACGAAUGAAGAUUGGCUUGGAAGGAGGCGGAAGGGAGGGAGGGAAUGAAGCAGGCUGGAGGGACGGAGGGAGGUGGAAGGUUGGAAAGGAGGAAAGCAGGAGGUGCAACCGGUAGAGUUUGUGGGUGUCACGGUGGCGGUGGCAGCGGCUGUGGCUGUUGUGGGGUCUUAGCGGUGGCGGCGGGUAAGGAUGGUUUCUGUCCUCCUUGUCUGUUCUUCUUCUUCUUCUUCUCCUCGUCCUUUUUCAUCUUGUCCUCGUUCCCUGAUGCGAUGUGAAGCGACGGUGGGUGAUGAUUGAUCCUGCCUUCUUCGGUUUUUGUAAGUCCACUCCCCGUG